AUGUCCGACCAAAAGCACCCCGACGGCCCCGAGGGCCACUACACCCCACCCCCACCCCCACCCCCCCCACCACCCAUCCCCCCGCACCACUACCAGCAGUCCCCAUCAGCACCCCCGCGCUCACCCCCCUCCUACGCCUCCCUCCCCUCCAUCACCUCCUCCACCCCCGCCGGUCCCACAAUCGGCCCCAACGGCCGCCCCAGCACCGACGACAACCGCGGCUACGACCAGACCCCCGACUCCGGCGGCCCCGGCGACCAGCCGCCGCCCGCAUACACGGAGACCUAUGGCGAGCUGGACAUCACGCAGGACGGCAUGUCGACGCAUGCGCAACUAUCUGAGGAUGGCCGCGUCAACAUCCACAUCCAUGAAAAGGGCGGGCACCUCUCGACGCUCCUCGCGCCGGCGAUGCGCGCACAGAUGCACCUCGCCGAAAAGGCCGCCUUCCGCGCGCGCGCCGAGAAGCCCACCGACCCCAGCGCCGUCUUCGGCGUCCCCGAGUUCGCGCGCGACGUGCCGCCGCUCAACAUCCUGAUCCAGAUCAUCGGCAGCCGGGGCGACGUGCAGCCGUUUGUUGCGCUGGGCCAGGUGCUGAAGAAUCAGUACGGCCAUAGGGUAAGGGUGGCCACGCAUCCGACGUUUAAGAAGUUUGUCGUCGAGAAUGGGUUGGAGUUUUUUUCGAUUGGGGGGGAUCCGGCGGAGUUGAUGGCGUUUAUGGUCAAGAAUCCGGGGUUGAUGCCGGGCAUGGAUAGUCUCCGCAGCGGGGACGUGUCGAAGCGCAGGAAGGGCAUGUGGGAGAUACUGCUGGGCGGCUGGCAAGCAUGUAUCGAGCCAGGCGACGGCACUCCCGAGGGCGUCGGAGACCCGGCGGGGAAUAAGCCCUUUAUCGCAGAUGCGAUCAUUGCCAAUCCGCCUAGUUUUGGACAUGUGCAUUGCGCUGAGAAGCUGGGAAUACCGCUGCAUUUGAUGUUUACAAUGCCGUGGUCACCAACGACUGCCUUCCCGCACCCGCUCGCAAAUAUCCAGAGUUCCAAUGCGGAGAGCGGCGUCACAAACUAUCUCAGCUAUGUUCUCGUCGACAUGAUGACUUGGCAAGGCCUCGGCGACCUCGUCAACCGCUUCCGCGAAACCAAGCUCGGUCUCGAUCCCAUCAGCACCAUGUGGGCCCCGGGCAUGAUCUCCCGUCUGCAAGUCCCACACACCUACAUCUGGUCCCCCACACUGAUCCCCAAGCCCCUCGACUGGCCCUCGCAAAUCUCCAUCAGUGGCUUCUCCUUCCUCUCCCUCGCCUCUAGCUACACGCCCCCGCCCGAUCUCUCCGCCUUCCUCGCCGCCGGCCCACCCCCCGUCUACAUCGGCUUCGGCUCCAUAGUCGUCGACGACCCCAACGGGCUCACAAACCUCCUCUUCACCGCCCUGCGCGCGCUCAAAGUCCGCGCCCUCGUCUCGCAGGGCUGGGGCGGCCUCGGCGGCGCCGACCUCGCCCCCCCACCCAACGUCAUGCUCCUCGGCAACUGUCCGCACGACUGGCUGUUCCCGCGGUGCGCGGCCGUCGUCCACCACGGCGGCGCAGGCACCACCGCCGCUGGUAUCCGCUGCGGAAAGCCCACCGUCAUCGUCCCCUUCUUCGGCGACCAGCCCUUCUGGGGGUCCAUGGUCGCGCGCGCGGGCGCAGGGCCUGACCCGGUGCCGUUCAAGAAGCUGACGGCGGAGAUCCUGGCGGAGAGCAUACAGACGGCGUUGAGCGAGGAGGUGGGCGUGCGCGCGAGGGAGCUGGGUGAGCGCAUACGGCAUGAGGCCGGCGCGGAGGUCGGCGCAAAGACGUUCCUGGCGGGGCUGGCGAACAGCGGUGGCAACGGCGGCGUGUAUAGGUGUGUCAUCGACAAGUCGCGGCCCGCGGUGUGGCGGCUGAAGAAGAAUGAUGCGCCGUUGAGCUCGUUUGCGGCCGCGCUGCUGGUCUCGAAUGGGAUGGUUGAGGGCGGCUGGGGCGGGUUCAAGCUGUGUCGGCAUAAGGAGUGGCAGACGGAUGUGGGCCCUUAUGAGCCGCUUACGGGCGCCGCGGGGGCGCUGCUCGGCACGAUCGGGAGCGUCAUGAUGGGUGUGGGAGACUUCCCUCGGGAGAUGUUCAAGGUUGUGAAGAAGGCAGGCGACUCCUCGCCGCCGAGUGGCGAGCCCUCGGCCGUCGGUGGUAUGUUGGGCGAGAAGGGGCACAGGAGUGAUACUUCGCUGAGUGGGACCUCGACACCAAAGUCCAUGAGCGGCCCGGGCUCGUUACAGCUAAGGGGUCCGCUGAGACGAGUAGCCACCGGUGACAGUCAGGGUAGUGGAAAUGGCUUUAGUCUAGAGAUGGCGCUGGGCGCUGGAAAAGGUGUUUCUAGGAUUGUAGAAGCAGGACUAAAAUCACCAAUGGAUUUCACCCUCAGUCUUGCCCAAGGCUUCCAUAACGCGCCAAGACUGUAUGGCGAUAACGUUCGAGAUGUUGACAAAGUCACCGGCUUCCAUAGCGGCAUGAAGGCCGCCGGAAAAGAACUCACACUCGGACUCUACGACGGCGUUUCCGGCCUCGUCACGCAGCCCAUCCGAGGCGCGAAAGAGGACGGAGCCGUGGGCCUAGUCAAAGGCUUUGGCAAGGGGCUCGGCGGAGUCUUCCUCAAAGGCGGAGCAGCAUUCUGGGGUGUUCCGGGUUACACAAUGAAAGGCAUCUACCGCGAGAUCCAAAAGCUGCAGGUCUUGGAUGCCGACAAACACAUCCUCAGCUCGCGCAUCGCCAUCUCCGAAGCCGAACUGCACCAGAGCAGUCUCUCCGAGCAGAAGGCCGCCCUCGCCAAAUGGGCCACAGUACGAAUCGAGCCCAAGCGGCCCAUGAAGGACGUCUUCAACGGCGGGUUCAUGAAGGGCAAGGGCAAAGAGCGCAAAAAGACCAACGAGUCCCUCCACUAUCCCCAUGAUUCGGGGACGACGGCGAUGGAGAUUAGCUCGCCCACGACAGAAAUGACUACAGAGGCUGCACCGUAUACUCCCGGUGUGCUACAGCAGGUUGCGUCCUACGACGAUGACGAGCUGGAGAGGGCCAUUCAGGAAUCGGUCCGGGUGACAUCGCAGGGAAAUGCACAGCAUGAUGCGGCCGUGGAGGCGGCGAUCAGGGCCAGUGUUGCAGAGAUGCAGAACGUGGCAAGGAACAAUCCUACGCAGAACUCGGAUGAGGAGGAAGAAGCCUACCAGCGCGCUAUUAGAGCCUCGAUGGCCGAGACCAGCAGAUUCAAUGCCGCAGGAAGGGGAGGAUGGGGAGGAAGUGGUGGAGCAGAUGCAUGGGAAUCCUAUGACAAAGAGACUGGUGUGGUAGCGGCAGAUCGUGAGCUUGAAGAAGCCUUGAAGCAGAGUCUCGUCGAGCGAGGAGGCCACAUAAUGCAAGACGAAGCCGAAUUCGAACGGGCUCUAAGAGAAAGCGAGGUGUUCGCCGAAGGGGCCCGAGAAGACGAUGAAGACGAGCUACAAAGAGCACUUAGAGAGAGCAGGAGACAGGACAAGAUGCCGCAGGGCAGGACCGACGAGCGCGAUGAGGACUUAUUGAAAGCCAUUGAGGAAAGCAGGAGACUUGACGAGGAGAAAGAGGCGAAAAGGAUCGCCGAGGAGAAGAUAGUGAUGGAGUAUGUAAUGAAGGCAAGCCUAGAAGAGCAAGGGUACGAGAGAAGAAGGAACGGAGGCAGUAGCUUCGCAUUGAAUUAG
Morchella sextelata is the source of this 3726-nucleotide messenger RNA. RefSeq lists its product as uncharacterized. Gene Ontology annotation, biological process: carbohydrate metabolic process. NCBI's taxonomy places the organism in Eukaryota, Fungi, Ascomycota, Pezizomycetes, Pezizales, Morchellaceae. The record is from RefSeq and is a predicted model, not a curated record. The transcript is spliced from 8 exons. The coding region runs from base 1 to 3726 and encodes 1241 amino acids. Gene Ontology annotation, molecular function: UDP-glycosyltransferase activity; hexosyltransferase activity.